AUGGCAUCAGAAGCGUCGGUCGCAGGGGAAAGCCGUGUCGCCUUCCCCGUAGACUGCGGCGAGGCGCACGAGCGCCGAAAGCUCGCGGCGCUCUCGAGCGCCAGCCCUGACGUUGCCCCGGCUAACAUCUGUGACAUAUGCGGCGAGAAAUUCACCAGGCACAUCAACCUGCGGCGGCACAUGCAGAGGCAGCACGAGCAUCUGGCGUACUUCCCAUGUGGCAAGUGCGGCAAAGGCUACAAGAGCUAUCGUGAUGCAAACGACCACGAGAGGCUUUGCACGCACGGUGGCGACCUCAUCCAGUGCAACGUGUGCAAGUCGCGAUUUGCUACGCCGUGGCAGUGGAAAAAGCACGUGGCCUCGUCGAUGCACCGGGGCUACUCCAUGGUGGCGGGUAGUGCGUGGCUCGCUGCGGCCGAGCGGCUUGGUGAGGGAGCCGAUGCGCCCGAGCUAGAGGUAGAGGUUCUCUGUGCGUUCAACACCGGCCCUUCUCCCACGCAGCAGGCGCCGGUGAGCCCAGCCACCCACGAGGAGGGAGGUCUUGGAGUGUCCAUCGAUGACCUCGCAGCUGAAUUUCAUUUCUGA
Molecule: messenger RNA, 585 nt
Organism: Emiliania huxleyi CCMP1516
Lineage: Eukaryota; Haptophyta; Isochrysidales; Noelaerhabdaceae
Exons: 3
Coding region: 1-585 (194 amino acids)
Biological process (GO): regulation of transcription by RNA polymerase II
Cellular component (GO): chromosome
Molecular function (GO): chromatin insulator sequence binding
Source: RefSeq, a predicted model, not a curated record